Orbicella faveolata is the source of this 1400-nucleotide messenger RNA. RefSeq lists its product as uncharacterized. The record is from RefSeq and is a predicted model, not a curated record. NCBI's taxonomy places the organism in Eukaryota, Metazoa, Cnidaria, Anthozoa, Scleractinia, Merulinidae.
CUACUGUGAUGGCUAGGAAAGAAAAGAUCAAGGGACACUGUUUUAUUUGUCUCAAACAAGGUCACCACCAGAAAAAUUGUAAAGUGAAGAAGGCAUGUGUUUAUUGCAAACAAAGAAAUCAUCACCACAGAAGUCUCUGCAUCAAGAUUCCAGUUGAGAAGCCCUCAGAAAUGGCACAUUCUGUUACUGAACCCUUAUCUGCUACUGUUGCUACAGAACAUACCUUGCUGUCUUCUGAUGAACAAGUACUGAUGCAAACUGCCACUGUUGAAGUAGAAAAUUUGCAAAAAUCAAGACAAGUGACCACCAGAUUGCUUCUAGACCCAGGCAGCCAAAGGACCUACAUCACCAAUGAGCUGGCAGAAAAACUCCAGUUGCGAAUCACAGGAUCAGAAACACUGACAGUGUACACAUUCAGUGCAUCAAAACCCAGAGAGCUUCACACUUCUGUCACUGAACUCCGGCUGUUAGCAAAGGAUGGAUCACCUCUGCAUUUAAGGGUCAAUGCUGUACCCAAGAUAACUGGUAACCUACAACGAGCAUACUUCAACCCAGAGAAAUUCAGUCACUUACUUACGGACAUUCCUCUUGCCAAUUCAGUACCCUCAACUAAAGAAACUGCCAACAUAGAACUGUUGCUAGGUAAUGAUUAUUGUGGGUAUCCAUGCUUCAGGAAUUUCAAUUCCACUAUCCCUGUUGAUGUUAUUAGGGUGAAGUCUUAUGUGAAUAGCUUCCUUGACCCUACAUGUUGCAUGCCCUUGGAAAGCAGCCUGGCGGUGUACGUUACAUCAACAGGAGCCCCUGUUACUUCAGUUGUCCAACCUGGUCUGGACAUGUCAGCGAUCGAUAGCCAUUUCGUGAACUUUAAAUCUUUGUCAAGUAGCAAACCUUACCAGAAGCAAAAGUCUUCCUUGGAGCGACAGUUGUCAAGUUUCCUCGCCUCUCUUUCACCCCCAAAGGCCAUGCUCUCCGCCACCUCCAAGGAUAUCGUUAAAUUUCUUCUUAGUAAAGAUAGGACAGGGAAAACCGUUGUUCACGUUAGGACAUGUGACAGGAAAGUCUGUAAAUGCCCCCACUAUUUAGUGGCCGGUUGCGUGGACUCCCUCAUCGGAAAGUUGCGUGCUAUUUAUAAUAAGUUAGGCCGUUUCAAUCAUGCAAACCCUGUUUCUCACUUGCUGGUAAAGGAAUACUUAAAAUUCACCAGGGAAGAGCAAGCGAGUUUGGCGGUCUCUCCUAAACAGGCAGUCCGUCUUUUCUUUACGAAAUUCAAGUCACUCAUUCGUCACUUUAGGGUGAAAAUAGCGGCAAGUGCGUCGCUUUCCCUUGUUAUUAAAUAUAUCCUUGUUAGGGAUGCCACCUUCUUGUGGAUUUUUUCACUGGGGACAGAGCAUCGCAUUUAG